AUGAACGAGGAGUUGAAGCAGCUACUACCGAUUGAGGAGUCUGAGGUUGAGUAUGCCGCAGCCACCGAAUAUCAAGGCCAGGCCAUCAUGUUUUUUGCCGAGCUCCGCUCCAAGAUCGAGGAACUGGAGACUAGCAGAUAUUCCACGGUCGCAGCGACCGCAACAACUACACUUAGGGCACCUGACCCAGUCUGCAGGAUGAGAGCAUCUAGGUCAUUGAAACUGAAUAUCACUUCAUUCAGAGGGGACAUCACCCACUGGCGGAGCGAACAGUUCGAAGGAACGAUUCACUCCAACCAAGCGUUGUCAACGACAGAUAAGUUUUAUCAUUUGCACCGCUACAUGACGGGAGACGCCGCAGUGAAAAUUGAAGGACUAACUACAACAGAAACAUGCUAUGCCGAUGCCAUUCAACUGCUGAAGCAACGCUUCGGUGAUCAAAGAAGGAUAGAGCAAGGACAUCUGAUGGCUCUUCAAAACCUUUUACAUGUUCAAUCCUCUACAGAUACCCAAGGCAUGAGGAACCUGUACGACACUGCGCAGCUGAACAUCAGAGCUCUUAAGGCACUAAACGGGCCAACAUUUAGCUUCGCAGCCACGCUUCGCAAUACCCUCAUGACAUCGAUGCCUUACGACAUCGUGGUGCAAUACCACAAACAAAUUGCAUCCAAGCUCCCAAUCAACGGAGCAACAGCUCAAGUUGACGCAACCUCAUAG
Ixodes scapularis (black-legged tick) is the source of this 717-nucleotide messenger RNA. RefSeq lists its product as uncharacterized. The coding region runs from base 1 to 717 and encodes 238 amino acids. Lineage: Eukaryota; Metazoa; Arthropoda; Arachnida; Ixodida; Ixodidae. The record is from RefSeq and is a predicted model, not a curated record. The transcript has a single exon.